GUGCCUUUUUUCCCAGCACCCCCAGGUGCCCCUUUGUUUCGCCUUCCUAUUUUAAAUGACCACCUAGACCGGGAGCGUAAAAUCGCGUCAGUCUACCUCAGUGUAUCUCUUACGCGGAUGUUCAAUCGAGCUGGCCCCUGCUUCUUUUUCACACACACAGCCUGCGGAUGUUUAUCUCUCUUGUUCCCGCUCAUCUUUUCGAUGGCGUUCUAUGGUCGUCACAGCAUUCUCAUCGCGUAGAAAAACCUAUAAAACGACCCUCUUCCCCUUUCUCUGUUGCCGCACUUUGUCUCUUGCGCUCCUCCCCAGCCUUAUAACCCCAGCCAACCACACUAUCCAUCCUCUACCGUAAUGGACUCAGACUGGUGUCUUUUCUGCGAGAAGCAUGUCGACGACCUUGGUGCACUUUAUUGCUCUAAAGAGUGCGCCAGAAUGGACAAGACGAUGGCUAUCUCAAACAGGCAGAGCUCCUCUCCCUCGGUCUCCAGCCCAUUGCUCAAUCUGAAGCGCUCCUCCCGACAGUCUACGACGGUCACCUACCCGUCCAUGUUUCGUGUCUCAACCCUCUUUCCAGCCUCGACCUCAAGCCGCGGCGGUAUCGCCAAAGGCCCUACAUAUUCACCCAUUCCAGCUACACCGGCCGGUAUCCGAUCUGCCCCAUUGAACCGCACUACGACCCGUCGCCAGCCCUUCGUUUUGCAGGGCUAGAUUUCUUCAAUCUCCCCUUUGUCAAUUCACCCAUACAUGCCAAGCACUUAUGGCUAUAGCGCUCGACGGACUCUGUUGUUCCAGCCUCUCCAUGUUGUCGCCUACAUGCACAAAUGCGUAUUUGCUUGUACUUUUCAUCCAAUUAAGACAUAUAUCAAAUCCACUUUGUUGUUCGAUUACGACCGUGGAUCUGUGCAGCUUAAGCAUACUGCUCUCCUUUCUUAAACCUAUACAUCUCCCCAUCGUUUACUUUGGUCAUGUAGUUUUCUCUGUUUCCGAUUGCAUACUGGCAUGCUGCUUCCUUUGCAAGCAGCCCGGAAGGACUGUAAUCCCGGACCUUUUUUUCGUCAUGUACACGAUGUCUUUUCUUGCACACAAAAAAUGCACACUCCUUCCAUAUGAUGAUUGUCGAGACGUUAUAAAACUCC
Molecule: messenger RNA, 1136 nt
Organism: Gamsiella multidivaricata
Lineage: Eukaryota; Fungi; Mortierellomycota; Mortierellomycetes; Mortierellales; Mortierellaceae
Exons: 1
Coding region: 352-708 (118 amino acids)
Source: RefSeq, a predicted model, not a curated record